Messenger RNA from Acaulospora colombiana, 147 nucleotides. Lineage: Eukaryota; Fungi; Glomeromycota; Glomeromycetes; Diversisporales; Acaulosporaceae. The record is from the annotation of a GenBank genome assembly.
AUGAUAGAAACUUACAAUAAUCAUAAGAUCGAACUUAAGAAGUGUGAAAAAAAUAAUAACACAAAAAUACUUUUUGAUGUAACUUGCAAAAACAAAAAACAAAAUUGGGAAAUAAUUAUGACUAAAGAACAAUUGAAGGAAUUAAUA